Mollisia scopiformis is the source of this 2103-nucleotide messenger RNA. RefSeq lists its product as uncharacterized. The record is from RefSeq and is a predicted model, not a curated record. Lineage: Eukaryota; Fungi; Ascomycota; Leotiomycetes; Helotiales; Mollisiaceae. The transcript is spliced from 4 exons. The coding region runs from base 1 to 2103 and encodes 700 amino acids.
AUGCUGCUCGAUUCCUCGCUGGAAGAGGGCCUCAAUUCUCUUUAUCAUCUGUACAUGGACUCUCCUCCACCACCCAGCUCGUCCAGCCCUACCUUGCGACUCGCGCCCUCAUCUACAUUCAGCAGUCAGAUCAGCAAAACUCAAAGUCAGGGCAUACUCAUAACAACACCUCCAGAACUUCGACUGCGAAACCCAGUACCGGAACCUCAGAAUGCCGCCGAUUGUUCUCAGGCCGAUCAAAGUGCUUCUCAAGCAAUCCAACAGGCAAGCCAACAAGCAUCGCAGUCAAUACAGCAGGCAUCACAAUCCGCCUCUCAGGCCUCACAACAAGCCGCUCAGUCAGCUUCCAACGCCAUCCAACAAUUCUCUAACUCUGCCUCGCAAUCAAUAGCAGCAGCUUCAAGAAGUGUUAGUAGUGCAGUAUCGUCUGCUAGUGCUGCUGUGGCAUCUGCAAGCUCACAGAUUGCAAGUAUACAGUCGUCUGCUUCGGCAGCUGUAUCAAGGGCAAAUGGAUCUAUGGUGAAUGCGCAAGCCAGUGUGACUUUAGCCCAGGCACAAGCUUCUUCAGCAGUGAUGCAAGCAGGAGCGGCAGUUGCAGCCGCAACAGGUUCAGCAGCGGCAGCCGGCUCUUCGUUUCUUGCAGCGGCAUCAAAAGCUACACAGAGUGCUCAAGCCUCUGUUUCAGCGAUUGGCGCACAAGCCUCACAGCAAGUGUCACAGGCGAGUCAGCAAGUCACUGCCUCUCAAAAUGCAGCUGUGACGGCAACUCAAGCUGCUCUGGCCAUCGUUGGAAGCAUCAUUGCAUCGGCUCUGAUCACCAUCUUGAUCUUCUUCCUUGUUGCACGGCACAAGAAAGCCGCCAAACGGAAACGUGGUGACCCUGAUGCUUCUCUUGGAAAUGUCUACUUCUCAGACCCAAAAUUUCCAAUUUCAGAACAAGCCGCUACUACGGCUGUCCCAUCUCAACCAGCUUAUACUGGUAAUCGGGAUGUUGAUCCCAUGAGUGGCUCUCAAGUAACUUUCUCACUGUUCCCAAGAGCUGGAGAUGAGAAGCCUACAGCUGCAGAGAAAAAGAAAAACGAAGAAUUACGGAGAUCGAUCGUCAAAAGCACUACCGUACCCUGGAAUCCUAACAAACCACCGAAAGCCCCAACACUCGGCUCCUGGCUCAAGCUCCAAGAUGGGGUCUCACCAUUCGGUCCCAUCAAGCUUCCUCUCGACGAUGAGAAAUCCGGCUCACCUCUCGGAGGUCAACUCAAAUCUCCCAUGACCACCAAACCCAUCGUCUCCCCUAGAAUGUCCUCAAGAAUGCCAAUACCGAUCCGAAGUCCUGGCCUCCCACCAAACCGCAGUCCCAAACUACCCGUCCUGAUGAACGAACCAAUCUCCGUAGCGGGGAACGCAUCAACCAUAACCGCGGUCCCUAAGAGUCCGCUCACACAAACAGUAGCAGCUACAAGUCCCAAGAAACCCGAUACGCUACCUCAACACUCGACGCCUGGCCCUGAAUAUAGAGAGAGCAAAGCAAGUGUAUGGACCGACGAUAUACCAGAUCCCAGUCCAUCGCCACCACUACAAUCUCCGCCACCAGAAUUGAGAGGAAAAAGAUCACUGGAUAGAAGGCCGAUCAACUCGAUGCAGAAAGUUACAAACAUGGAGAUCCCUACACCAGUAAACACCGUCCGGAACACAGCCGAAUGGUUCGCGGAACGUAAUCGCAUGGACUUUGCGCAAAGGGAUUCUCGAGUCUCGCAAUCUCAAUACCAACCUCAAUAUCAACCAAAAUUUCGACCCCAGUACGGGAACCAAUCUUCAGCCUACGUCGAAACUUCAAAGAACAAUAGACCAUCGUUCGGCUUGCCGAGGGGGCCGAGACUCGGUGCGGGAAUGGGGUUACCGAGUCGUCCUGGCCCAAGUCGACAGAUUCGAAGUUCAGAGGCUGAAGCUGGGUAUGUGCAGGGUCUGAACAGGUUCUUGCCAGAUGGGAGGUUGAAUGAUAGGGGAAGUCUGUUGAGUCGGAUGGGAAGUGAUAGGAGUGCUAAUGCCAGCACGCCUGGAGGGAAGAGUGUAUUGAAUACUCCUGGUGUGGGGAAGGCACUGUAG